This is a messenger RNA of Anopheles funestus (African malaria mosquito), 7289 nucleotides long. Its product is annotated as protein tweety-2-like. Gene Ontology annotation, molecular function: volume-sensitive chloride channel activity; intracellularly calcium-gated chloride channel activity. The transcript is spliced from 2 exons. The record is from RefSeq and is a predicted model, not a curated record. NCBI's taxonomy places the organism in Eukaryota, Metazoa, Arthropoda, Insecta, Diptera, Culicidae. Bases 119 to 2515 code for a protein of 798 amino acids. Gene Ontology annotation, cellular component: plasma membrane.
ACUACCCUCGCAGCACGCUCCUAUGAUGGGUCCUAAUAACGGCAAAUACGCCACCCUAAGUAAACAGUGCAAAACACUCGAAUCGAAUGAUUUCUACUGAGAAUCGCCUGCCUGCAAUAUGUCUGCAGGCAGCAAUAAGCUAGAUAAGAAACUGACAGCAUCAUCCGCAACACUAUCCGACAAAGAUCCGCGCGACAUUUCCAACAAUGGCUUUAAUCGCUUUGAUCCUAAGUAUGUGAGCAUAGGACCGAAAGCUAUCCGCAGCACGGUGAACAACGCAACAGCAAAUGUAAACAAGUGUGCGACUCUGCGGCACGGUGGACGUUAUGGUGGUUCACUAAGCGUGAGUGCUGGAAUAGGAGGCAGUGGUGGCCAUCAUGCGGUGGCCGGUUUGGGUAGUGCUCGAUCAGGCACAAGCCCGAGUCCGAAUCUCAAAAACGUUCAGCAGCCAAUGUUGAGCCAAAGCCAAACACAGCAAUACAAGCAGCAUCAUCAGGAUCGGCAGCUGUCGUCCUCAGGUGCUGCUCCGGGAAUGAUCGUCGGUGGCGGUUCAGACCGAACCGAGCAAAAGCUUGCCAUUUCAACCGUGUCGAAAGAGUACAGCCAACAAUCCUACUCGUGCGCCACACUGCCGUACAAGAAGCCCGGAAGCGGCUACACCGAAACAACGACUGCACCGGCAACGGUAACCACAUCGAUACUGAAGAAGGAAAGCAAUCUGGAUAGCCAACAUAACCAGCGUUACGCUCCAACGGUUUACAGCAUCGACACUUCCGCCUACCAUCAUCAGAGGGAAGGCAGUGGAGGUGGCUUUCAUCAUCAUUCGCAACAGUCACAUCAUCAGCAAGCGCUGCCACAAACGCAACAGCCACAACAGUAUCAACAGCAGCAGCAAACACACCACAGAUCGCUGUCGAGCACAAAUCAGUUGUAUCAGGAGACGGGCGCGGGUUCAGUAUUCGCCAGCCCGCCACCAUCGAUUGCGUCAACUGCGACGACACGUUCGAAUGUGUCGAUCAUUAACCAACCGCUACCAGACAUACCAACCAGUGCUGGCGGUGGCGGGAGUAGCAGCGUUGCUGGCAGUUCAAUCAAAAACAGCCAACAACCGCUCUGUGCCGCCACCCUCAAUCAGUAUCGGUCGCUGCAAAGACCACACAAGCAGCAAACCGGUAGCGGCGGUCUGUCCACCCUAACGACCCCAACGGGACUCGGAAAACCCACUAUUCCACCCAAGGUGACCCCACCGAUGUUGCCCCCGAAGAACCGACACAAAGACGAUUCGCAGUACCAGAGCAAAUCGGCAGCGAUGGCGUCCGGUUCGGGCGGAUUCAUCGUUACCCCUCCACUGCCACCCUCACGGCCACAACAACCGUUACCUCAACCACCACCGCCACCACCAAUUCAAUCGCUUCACCAUCACCAUAGCCAGGCAGGAGGACAGCAGGGCAAAUCUUCGUACGGUGGUAGCAGUGGUAUGAGUAUAUCGAGCAAUUUUAAUGCCAUCCAGCAACAGUUGCAAAAUCAGCUUCAUUUCAAGCAGUACCAUCAACUUACGCAGCAACCGUGGCAACGGGAGCAACUACCCCAGCAAUCUGGGCCGAACGUGAACGUAGCAACGAAUAGUAGCACUUUUGCAAAUUACGAUCGUCAGCAGGCGGGUCUCAGUUCUAGCAGUCGCAAUCGUUCGUAUUCCGGUGGAAGUAGUAGCAUCGACCAGCCACCACACUCCAAACCGAGCAAUAUUGAAAAGGCCAAGAGCCAUCACCAUUCGUCGUCUGCAGCCGCUCCAGCCCCCAGUGGAGGAGGAUCAAUGGUGGCGAAUUAUCAAACUCUUCCGAAAAAUCACCAUCAUCACCAUAACCCGCAGCAGCAAUUUCAGCAGCAACAACAGCAGCAGCAACAGCAACAGUACCUACAACAAGGUCAAUCGAGUUCGUUCGGUUCCACGAGCAGUGCUGGUCAACAUCAGCCGCAACCGAAAAGCAUCCUCAGCAAAACACGUCCCAACGAAACACGAGAACGGGAGCAGCGUGAACGUGAAAGGGAGCAACGGGAAAAGGAUCGGGAUCGUGAUCACCAUCGCGAGCGAGAUCGGGAUCGUGAUCGAGAUCGGGAUCGAGAUCGUGAUCGGGAUCGUGAUAGAGAUCGAGAUCGGGACCGUGAUCGAGACCGUGAUCGAGACCGCGAUCGGGAUCGAGAUCGGGAACGAGACAGAGAUCGGGACCGCGAUCGAGAUCGGGAGCGAAAUCGAGACCGCGAACAUCGUGAACGAGACCGCGAACGUGACAGGGACAGAGAACAUCGAGAACGGGAUCGUGAACGGGAAAAGGAUCAAGACCGAGAACGUGACCGCACCGAACGGAGUCACCAUCAUCGAUCUAGUCAUGAGUAUCAUCACGAUUCUAGCCACGGUACGCAAACCAACAGCAAAAAUCCGAACGUGUACUAUCGUUCGCUGCAGCGUGGUGGUUUGCAAGCGAAUAAUGAUCUCUACUCUGUAACAGAAUUGUGAGAAAGGUUUGAUUUUUAAGUUUGUUCUUAUGCAGCUUAAGUUCGACUUAAUCAACCCAUCUUUCAACUGCUACUACUACCAGUACUACUACUACUACUACUAAUGCAACUAUUAUUCGAUUCGGAGCGAUUAAAUUGUAGCGAUAUGUAUCGCGACCGCACGCACAAUAGAGAGCAGGCUUCUCAUAGCGUGUCGGAGAUGUCGCGUGUGCUAGAGUUUUCUUUUCGAUUGUUUCUUUGUCUACCGAAUGUAUCUUUCUCUAAGCGUUCUCUUAUAUUAAAACCGAAUUUCUUAUCUGAUAUAGAACACAACAAAUGCUCAUACGUAACAAAACGUAACUCGGAUGGCACAAUUUCUUUCUCUGCAAUUUGGGGAAAGGCCUACCAGCAAUAGUAUAGAGAGUUAAGGAAAUUCAAGCGUAAAGAGGUCUAUGCAAAUUUUAAUACAGUCUUACUAGGGACAAACAAUCGGCAGAGUUAAGUGUGUUGUCUAUGCGUAGACAUUUUAUUGUCUAGGUAAACUGACUGUGGCCAAAAAGGAUCGCAACGUAGACUCACGAUUGAACAAAUAUCGACCUGUAACGAUAAUGUCACCAACAAGGUACGGAAGCAUAAAAAUCUAUCAAACCAAUAUUCAAUUUUUACACAAGCUAUUGUUGAUAAAAAAAAAUGUCAUGACUGUACAUAGAAAGCAAAGGAAAUACAAGCGGAAAAAGACUCCAAAAGGGGGGGCGAAAACUUUUACUGUUAAUGUUAUUCAAUACUGUCUUUUCAGACUAAUGUAGUGCAACCACAAAAUAAACAACGUAAAUAAGGAAGAUCUCUUUACUCUACAAAAAAAAUAGAAACUUCAACCUAAACUCGCCAAAAAGUAAACAAACAAACAUGAAAUGAAUUCAUUGCAAGUUGCACGAAAAGAGUUUCUAAAAAUAGGAACUCAAGAAAAAAAAAAUAGUUUUGCACAGUUAUGAAACAUUAAAAAAAAUCUCAAUCGAGACAUUCCUCCAACAGGAUAUGAAUAAACAUGGCAAAGACACGGGAAAUGUAUAGUUGUUUAGAAACGAGUUAAGCAAAAUGUAAGCAAAAACAGGUCAAGAUUUUCCAACAGGAGUGCACGCAAAGUGAAAAAGUUUAAAGAAAAAAAAAUACAGCAAAUGAGAUCUAAUAUGGCGAAUUAAGAGAGAUAAAGCAUGAACACUUGAUAUACAAAAUUAUGCCUAGAGUGAAAACGUACAUUAUAACACUACCAAUUGGGAAACAGUUACAAGGUGGAAAUUUAGAAAGGCGGAAUGUCAUUUCCUUUCUUUGGUUGCGAAUAUUUUCCAUAAAGUUUCCACUAUAUUUCUAUAUUUUCAUACUGCUGUUAAUGCUUUCCUUUUUUAUGCACAUGUAAAAUCAUAUCCUUGUUACCACUAUCUCUACUAGACACCCAAAACCUUUUCUUUCUUUGCCCUGCAGAGUAUUUGUCAGUUUUCUUAUCUAGUUUAUUUGUUUGCAGUAAAUGUUUUUAAUUUGUUUAGUUCCAUGUUCCAAAUACUAUAUAAUGAGAAUACUAUGUGUAAGUGGAAAUGAAAAGCGGCGAAGAGUAAAUGAAUGGAGGCAAGCCGAAAUUUUUAUACCAAAUCUCGUUAAGCAACAUGAAGGAAAAGUAAUAUAGAACUUUAAAGAAUAACUAAGGCGUAUCAGCGCUUAUAAGUAUGAAUCAAUUCCACGAUACAUGAGAGACUACAAACCGCGGUAGCGAAUAAGGGAUAGGAACACUCUUACAGUACACAAACACGAAAUCGAUUUUUCAAACACAUACACACACACGCCCGUCGAGCCUACACCAGGUAGGUGGACAGAAUGGCAAGUAAUAACAUAUGAUGCAUUAAUUAAUUCUCGAAACAAAUCAAAUUCUAAUCAUAGUUGAUGAAAGCCAACACACAAGGAAAUCUCGUUGAAAGCAUUACAUAAACAAAGCGAUAGGCACAUGUAUCGUAAAAUUAUAUUAAGCAUAUAAUAAAGCAUUGAAACAUUACAACGUUACAACAGGUAAUAGAAGCGAGGACGAGGGUUUGAUGAUGGUCACAACAUAGUUUAGGCUGUUAGUCACACGGGAACCCCUUUUGCAAAUGUGAGAAAUGACGCGGUAUUAAGUAGAAACGGGAAGAUGGAAAAACACUGUUCGUUAGAAAGCGAAAACUAGGUAUAAACAAUGGAAAACGAUUUACAAGAAGAACAAAAAAACACAUAAAACGUAGUAGCGGAUUAGUACUGGAAGUAAAAUCCGAUAGUAAUCAAAAUUUUCCCUUCACUUACCCUUACAGCAUUACACAUACACCCAAGUCAGCAAAGAUAGGGAAUUAAUUUAGCUCAAAUUAAAGGGAAUGAAAACAGAAUGAUUCAAAUGCAACGGACGCCGUAGUUGAUUGAGCCACAUCGUUUUGUUUAUUUCAAAGCCAUGCUAAAAUGUACAGUUGCAGUUGCUAGUUAGAGUCAAGUUAAUGGUUAGUGCUGAUCACCAUCUUCACAAAUUUCAAAAAGAUUCCUUUUACGCGAAGGUAAUACUUGACGGUAGCGUGAUGCAACUGAAUGUUUAUUGUUUUGUUUUUAAAUUUUCUCAAAUUAAAGACCGAAUUAAACUUAAACAAGGAAUUUUUUUUAACAACAAAUUCUAACGUGUUGUUGGAUACAGUUGAUGUAAUACAAAUUAGAACGGAUAACCAGUCGGGAAGAGGAAUUUUUGAAAAGUGAAAGUGAAAGCAAAGUGAAGACAUACUUACUGCAAGCAAGCCAGCAUUUUUCGGGUCAAUUUACUAAUGUAUAAGAAUGGGAUGAAAUGUAAAAAAAAGGAAUCUAUUAAAACAUAAAAACGAGCGGGAUGAACGCGCAGUGUUUGCUGAAUUGGGUUGUAUUGUUUUAGUAAGCAAUAGUUAUGCAUUUUAAUUAUAAAUAGAAGGCUCAAUAUUUAUAAACGUUUUCUUUCCGCACUACGUUUGCCGUCUUGAACACCGCUCCUCCCCCCAUCCAGUAACAAUACCUUUGCCCAUAAUGAUGCCACAGCCUAGCGCGAUUUUACAGUAUUUUAAAUUGACUUCAAACAUGGACCGAGUGAUACACCGUGUCCGUAGGCAAACGACAAUGAUUUUAUAGCAUUUUGUUCGCCAAAUAGAGAACGAAACAAAGCGCGUAAACCGUGUGUGCUUAUGUUAAAAGUUGUAAUAAAACAGAUGUUCUAAUGCUUAAGUUGCACCGAGAGUAGACUGAAACGAAGAGUUAACGAAGCAAAUGGAAAGUAUGAUAGAUACAAUGAAAAGAUCAAGCGAAUGAUUGAAAUCCAAACCCAAAUAGAUAACGUACCGAAUGCAGAUAGCAUUGAACUUAUUGAGUUGCAGUUUAAAUUUUAAUCAAUCAGUACAUUAAAAUGUUCAUAAGUUUCGUAAAUUAGCACACUUUGGCAAAUACUAACAUAACAACAAAAACAAACACACCAACUGAGCUUUUCGAUAUCAGGCAAUGUUGCAUAGGGAGCAAAGAACACGCACAAUAUAUUUGAAACGGUUUUUAAGUUUUCCGUUUAUAGUCUGUAUGAAGAGAGAAAAAAUGUAACUCAAUCUUUCGCUUUGGUUGUACGAUUCAAACCUUAUAAAUGAACGCAUGUUCAUAAAGCUGCAGGGUGACAUUAAUCAUAUUUUAUUUUAAUUUUUAAGAAUACAAAAUCCUACGUUAUUAUUCUGCUCAGUGGAAAUACAGUAAGAUGAAUAACGCAAACAAAGCGGAUAGAGCCAACGACAAAGUAAACUUAUAAAGAAAAUAUGUAAGGAAAACAAAAAUAGCAACUCCUGUCGGGAUGCACUUGGUAACAGUUUGAGGAAAAUGUAGAAUAUGUCAAAACUUUUAGGACUUAUUAGUAUUACGAUAUAAAAAAAGACGAAAGAGCUGAUUUUCCAUUAAGUAAAGCAGCAGUUAUUUGUAUCAGCACCCGACGGUGAAUGAUGAAAUGAUGGUGUGUGAAGUACUCGAAUGGACCUCUUUGAUAGGCUCACGUGGCGCAUCCUUGAUUGCAUUUUACAUUAACUUAUGGACAGGGUGCGCAAAGUAGGAAAUGAAACCAAGUGUGUGUGUGUGUGUGUAAGUGUGUGUAAGUGUGUGGUCGUUACGGUAGACCGAUUGUUUAUGCUGUGUGAUGUUGCUAGUUACAUGAAGGGUGCCAUCUUGAUUAGAAAUGAAAACAUAUAAUCGUAAUAUAGAACACGCAGAACGUGAAAUAAUAUGCGCCAAUCACACAUACAUACACACACGGACACAUACACAUAUAAAUAUAUAUAUACAUAAAUAACACCGCCACGCACAGAUGAUAUAAAGUGGAGCGCGCCUAUAUUCAGCUCUCGGUUCUGUUAAGUUUAGUGCUGGUUGUACACGAUGAUUUUUUCCUGUUUUCCAUUUCAGUAGUUAGUUGGUAUAGAUUAAGCUCAUACAUUACUUGUGCUUCAAUACAGUCAGCAUAAGGGCAGAAAAUUAAUUUCCAACAGUGGAUUUCAAUUGCAAUAUUACGUUUCCAAGAUCCAUGGAAAACCCGAAGCAGGAACACUUGCACGCAUACAUACACACCCGUGAACCGAUUUUCCGUUAGUCAGCAAAGAAUCGGUAUUUAUUUAACGUACACUUCACUUGGCCGUGCAUCACUUUAUCUGCCGAAUCGAUUAGUGUUUCAUAUUUAGUCAGUUUUACUUCCAUAAAGAAAACACGAGAACACACGAUUGUGAAAAGGAUUAAUAAACAAAUCAAAAUAA